Melanotaenia boesemani (Boeseman's rainbowfish) is the source of this 4891-nucleotide messenger RNA. It is a transcript of the gene parp10, whose product is annotated as poly(ADP-ribose) polymerase family member 10. Gene Ontology annotation, biological process: negative regulation of gene expression. The transcript is spliced from 11 exons. Gene Ontology annotation, molecular function: NAD+ poly-ADP-ribosyltransferase activity; transcription corepressor activity; RNA binding. NCBI's taxonomy places the organism in Eukaryota, Metazoa, Chordata, Actinopteri, Atheriniformes, Melanotaeniidae. Gene Ontology annotation, cellular component: nucleus; cytoplasm. The record is from RefSeq and is a predicted model, not a curated record. The coding region runs from base 11 to 3799 and encodes 1262 amino acids.
CAAUAAACUGAUGACGCCGCCCGACGUUCAACAAGCAGCACAACAAGGAAGUACUUCUCAGUUUAACCCGACAAGAGUCAAUGUUUUCGUUGUAGCACAAGUAAGUAAAGCUCUAAAAUCAUCUAACCGCAUUGUGAAAAGGAUGUCUGUUGGAAGCCCAGAGGAGAGGACAGUGGAGGUGCUGGCGCUGCCUGAAGGAAUAGAUGAAGAGCUGCUGUGCCUUUACUUUGAGAAUAAGAAGCGUUCUGGGGGAGGUUCGAUUGAAUCUGUGGGGAAGAGGGGCAACCAUGUUGUACUGGUUUUUGAGGAGGCAGAAGCUGCUGCCAGAGUGCUGUCUAAAGGCCAUCAUGUUCUGCAUAAUAUUGAGCUGAUUGUAAGAAAGCCUCCAUCAAAGGACCCAUGCAGACUGCUCCUGCGAGGGAUCAAUCCUGGUACCUCCUUGGAAAUGAUAGAGCUCUAUGUUGAGAACAUGAUGGACCUCAACAUGACCGACUACACCUUGCACCCAUCACCAGGCAGUGAUUUUGUCCUUAUUCACUUCUGCCAACCCUUCUCAAAAGAUUUUCAAACUCUCAGCGCAAAAAUCUCCAAGAGAAAACUGGUUGGUGCCGAGGUCACUCUCGAACAGAUUGAGCAGACGGACUCCGUCCUUGUAGAGAACCUGCACCCGGGUACCACAACCGACCUGCUGUCUUUGUACUUUGAGAGCGCGCGAGGUGGGAAUCAGACGGUGAAGGAGGUCACCAUGCUGUCAGAGGGAGCAGCAAAAGUGUCAUUUGCGAACUAUGAAUCUGUGGAUCCCGUCCUGAAUCUUCAGCACAAACUGGAUGAUACAGAACUUGUAGUGAAGCCCUACUAUAACUUUCUCCAACCGACACCAUCGCAAGAUGUUGAAAUUGAGAGCCAAGAAGUCACAGAGACGAGCUCAGAGGACCUGAAUGUUAUCCAGCAGCAGACUGGUCCCAUCCUUGCAGAUGCAGACCAGCCCUCUCCUGCUGAGCCAUCAGACAGCAGUCACUCCUCCUCUUCUCAGACAGCUUUGGACUCUCCUGCUGCUGGUGAAACAGUAGAAAUGGUGGAAGAGGAGGUCAUGGAGGAUGAAACUGAUGAAGCACAAACACUAACUUGUGAUUUAGCCAUUACAGACCCAGUAAAAUAUUCUUUGUUUCAGUGCAGCUCUGUUUAUGAAGACAUACAGAAAACCAAUCCAGAUUUUAGCAUCCAGAUUAAAGAUGAUUGUGUCCACAUUGCAGGACCUAACAGACUUCAAGUAGAGCAGAUAAAACACACAAUCAUGGACUUUAUUGGCAAUAUGGUAACUGUUCAUUUCACCCUUGAGCUGGAACAGGCCCAGUUACUUGCGAGAAAAGACGUGGAAGAGCAGCUGCUGAAAGCCAUGCAUCAGCCAGACUCUCCUGCUUCGUACUCUGUUUUAGACACUAAUGUAAUGGUAACAUCCGUAUCCCAGAGUGCAGCUGAUCAGGCGUGUAGCUUCUUAAAAUCCCAAGUCAGUCAUUUGAGCAUAACUGUGGACACGGAGCUUGAGUGUAUGCUGUAUUGCAGAGAGUGGAAUCACUUCCUGCAGACUCUGGGCUUCACCUGUGUGAAGGUGUCAGAACGAGGAGGGAAUAUUGAUGUCCUGACAUUGAAAGGGAUGGAGAAUGACAAACGGACUGCAAUCCUGGAGUUUUUGAGCACACCCAUCGAAAGUGAGUCUGUCAUCUCUAUGGAUCCCAACAUGCUGAAGUACAUCCAGAUUCACUGUCACCAGCUACUGGCGGACAUGGACCAAGUGUCAAUUGUUCCACUAGAGGCUGAAGAUAGCUCUGGUUUAAAGAUCCAUGGCCAUGCAGUUGCAUGUCAAAUGGCAGAGGAGGUGCUUCAAGGUGUGGUCUCGUCUAUCUGCACCCGAACCAUCACAGUAAAUGCUCCAGGAGUGACCCGCUUCUUAGAUGAAAAGGAGUGCAGAAGCAUUAUGAAUGAGAUGGAGACCAAGUUUCAGGUCUACAUCAGCCCAGAGUAUGUGCCCUGGAAGCCCCUACAGCACCAGGAUGUUUUUGAAACUGCAUGGAAGAUGAUGUCCCACAAAAACUUCCAGAUAGUGUCUACGAAUGACUCUACACCCGAGCUGAAAUCGAAUCCAUUGCCGAUGGAUCUUAAUGGAGUUUCAAACAAAGGCCUGCUAGAGGAGGCAAAGAGAAUCGUCUCGGCUAUUGAUAAAAGCCAGGAGGAGGAAGUGGCUGCUGCAGACCAGCUCGUUGAUGUGGAUCACAUGGACUUGUACAUGGCAGACGAACCAGGCAGCCUGACAGUCCUGGACUCUGAUACAACAGCCGCUGAAACUUCCCAGCCCUUGGCUGAUCAGAAUGCUGCGAGUGGACCACUCCUGAUGACUGAUGGUGUUCUGGCAUUCGCGAGUAAUCUGGAAGAAGAGGCCCAGCUGUCUUUAGCCAUCCAGUUCUCUAUGGAGUCAAGCCAGUGGACUCUGGCCGAUGAGGAGGAACAGCUUCAAAAAGCUUUGGAGUUAUCCAAGAAAAUGACUCAUAAUGAAUCUGGCUCCAGUGCUACCAACAAGAGCCCUCAGGUAGAUCUGCAGGAGAAGAAAAAUGUUCAUAUAUCCUUGCAGGAUGCCAUAAAAGCAGCGAACACCAUCCACCUGCAUGUGUUUGCAGGGUAUAGCUGCGACCUGAUUCGAGUGGACAUCGCCUUCAAUAAGAAAGUGAGCCAGAGGCAGGUUGAGGAGAAGCUGGAGCACAGGAAUGUAGGGAACAUAUCUGAUUACCACAGGAAAUGCUUGGAGGUGAUCAUGUGGAAGCACGCAGUCAGGAUUGAACUCGAGGGAACCAUCAUUGCUGUGUCUGGGUUCAAGGACUAUGUGGCCGAAGCGAUGUGCGAUGUGAAGCUGCUGAUGGACAAAAUCUGUAACGCUGUGACUGACAAAGAAAUCCUGAAGACUGUCCAGUGGGAACGCCAUCUGACAUCGUCAGACUCAACACCUUAUUCUCCUGAUGCUACGGUAUUUUUAGAGAAUUCUUGGAGGAUGAAGCUGAAGAAGGUUGAUAUCUUGCUCGACAAUCAACCCCACAUCAUCGACUUUGAGAAGAUGACGGAGUGUAACGUAGCCUCAGAGAAAUCUGUGAAGAUCUCCAGGAAGCUUCUUGAAUUAGCUGAUUUGACUGGUGACGUACCAGUGGAGGAAUACUCUCUGCUGUCAAACAUGCCUGAAGCAACCAAAGUGGAUGAGGAGUCUGAUGAAUUUCAGAGCGUGGUGAGGACUUUCUAUGAGACCAUACACGAGUACCACAGCAAAAUCCGGAUCAUACAGGUGGAGAAGCUCAUGAAUAGACUGCUGUACAAUCAGUACAAGCUGAAGAAGGCGAGCAUACUGCAGCGAUCCUCGCAUCCGGCAGUGGAACGGACUCUCUACCACGGCACGAGUCAGGAGAGUGUGAAAGAAAUCUGUGUUCAUGGAUUCAACAGGAGCUUCUGUGGAAAAAAUGCCACCGUCUAUGGUCAGGGGGUGUACUUUGCUGUAAAUUCCUGUCUGUCUGUAAAGAGUCAGUACUCGCCCCCAAAUGCGGACGGAUACAAGUUUAUCUUUGUGUCAAAAGUUCUGACGGGAGACUUCACUAAAGGCGACCAUUCAAUGAAAACAGCGCCUCUGAAGGAGACCGGCGACGUUCCCCUCAGAUAUGACAGCGUAACCGAUGACAUCACCAAGCCGACAAUGUUCGUCAUCUUCAACGAUACGCAAGCUUUUCCAGAAUACCUCAUUACUUGUCAGCAAAUCCACCGCUGAGGGAAAGAAGGAGUUCGUUCCCAUUUUUAAUGGUUCUGCCAUGAUUUAAAAAGUGCAUUUUAAUGUUAAAGGGCUUCAUUAUUAAAGUGCCCAGUUUGAUCAGCCACAGUGAUUAUAUUUCAUCAGGUCUGAAGCUAGUUGGGGUUUUUCAUUUUCACUUUAACUCUUUAAGGAAUUGUGAUGAAGAAGAAAUGAGCCGGUUUAGUUGUAAGGGCUUGUUUAACAGCGUUCAGCACGGUUUGGCUCUUUGUGCUGUGUUUACUGCUGAUGUGACUCAGCAUUUAAUUCAGUUUUACUUGCAGUUUGAUGGGGAAAUCUUUGCCUUACCUUUGUGCAUGAAGCACUUCUUUAUGCUGGUGUAUUGCCUACAUGCUGGACUGGACCAUGAAACCACAACAGAUGACCAAAUGUAAAAAUAAAAUAAAAUGACAAAAUGAAAGAAAAUUCCUCAGAUUUAAAAUAAAUUUGUGCAGGAUUUUCAAAGCUUGUAAAACUUUUAUCUUGGCACCCAUCCAAUAAGGAGCUGAGUCCAGACUUCUGGAAAACUGAUUCUAGUUUGCAUCUGCAAUAACAUGUUAAAACUCCAAAGGCAGACAACUUUUUUUUAUAAAAACUCCACCCAACAACUAAACUAAUUGGGUUUGAUUGACCAUUCUUUUCUUCUACAGACAGUUCUGCCAUAUUCACUGCUGUUAGUACUUCUGGUAGAGGUUAAUGAAAACAAACAAGCUUGUCUGGGCCAGUUUUAUAUCUAUUUUCUGUUCACAUGCUUCCUGUAAGUUUUCUAGAGGUAACUAUGUAGUCCAAAUUUGGUCAUUUUUUGUCUUUCUUUCUUCCUGGUCAUGCAGGAAUAGUUUCUACAUGAGGGUUAAAUGGAUUGAAUAAAGAUGAGCAACAGCUCCGAGUCCACUGCUUUACAUGUUAACCAAAAGCCCAACAGCUUGCCAAAUUUAGCACAUACUCUGUAUCAUCCUUUAUCAUGCAGCUGACAGUGUUUUCUUUAACGUUUUGAGCCAAGAGAUCGGUGAUCUGUUGAAACCUUUUGCAUCCAUCAUAACUACUAUUUACUGAAUAAAACAGAGUAACCUGUGA